CCUUUCUAUUCUACUAGUGAGUUGUGAGCGACAAAGAAGGCGUAUAGUUUAGGCAGAGUUUGAAGCGUCGCCAAUCGAAGCAGCGUUUCCGUUCCAUACGCCGUUUAUCGAUUUGCCGGAAAACAUGUCAGGAGUCAACAACGAUGAAGACAAGAAGCCUGGGACUGGUGAUCAAGGAGCUCACAUCAAUUUGAAAGUCAAAGGCCAGGAUGGAAAUGAAGUGUUCUUCAGAAUCAAAAGGAGCACACAACUGAAGAAACUUAUGAAUGCUUACUGUGAUCGACAAUCUGUUGAGCUUAAUUCCAUUGCUUUCUUGUUUGAUGGGCGUCGUCUUCGAGGAGAGCAAACUCCUGAUGAGCUGGAAAUGGAGGAAGGUGAUGAGAUAGAUGCAAUGCUGCAUCAAACUGGAGGCAACUCUACCAACCUUUAAGACUUUUCUUAUGUUUUUUGUUCUAUCAUUCUAUGCUCUGUGUUAUGUUCUGUUUCUUGGUUUGUGAUACUUAAAUGUUUAAGGUCUUAAUUUCUGUCUCAUGUAAGGGUUAAAAAGUAAAAAACCCAUGGUUGUAGUAGCCUAAAUUUGUAUUAUGUUCAGUUUGAUAUAUGCUUUUGUGUUUGAAGUAA
Lactuca sativa (garden lettuce) is the source of this 621-nucleotide messenger RNA. RefSeq names its product small ubiquitin-related modifier 1. The record is from RefSeq and is a predicted model, not a curated record. Lineage: Eukaryota; Viridiplantae; Streptophyta; Magnoliopsida; Asterales; Asteraceae. Gene Ontology annotation, molecular function: protein binding.